This is a messenger RNA of Leptopilina heterotoma, 2425 nucleotides long. Its product is annotated as probable cytochrome P450 28d1. Bases 86 to 1615 code for a protein of 509 amino acids. Gene Ontology annotation, molecular function: oxidoreductase activity, acting on paired donors, with incorporation or reduction of molecular oxygen; heme binding; iron ion binding. NCBI's taxonomy places the organism in Eukaryota, Metazoa, Arthropoda, Insecta, Hymenoptera, Figitidae. The record is from RefSeq and is a predicted model, not a curated record. The transcript has a single exon.
CGUCUAUUCGUGUAAAUUUAUAUGUGCAUAUAGCAUUGGAGCAGAAAAAAAAUCAUCAUCAGUAACAAACGAGCUCUUGUUCAGAAUGGAACUUACCUCGAUUCUUGCUGCAAUUGUUUUUGUGCUAAUUUUAAUUUAUUUUUAUCUAUCAUGGCAGUACAAUUAUUGGCAAAGACAAGGAGUACCCUCGGCGAAAGGGGCAAUUCCAGGACUAGGACACAUGCUACCAGUGUUUACGACACAAAAAAGUAUGGCAACCGUGUGCGAAGAACUCUACAAGUCAGGCAAAAAUUACAGCAUGUACGGCUAUUAUCGUCUCUUCUCACCACUACUCCUUAUUCGUGACCCCGAAAUCGUCAAGAAUGUUUUUCUAACAAAUUUCUCCUCAUUCAGUGAGAAUCCCAUGCAAAUAAAUUCUUCCAAACGUGACGAACUCUUAGGUUUGAAUCCCUUUUUCGUGAGUGGCGAGAAAUGGAAAGAAGCACGUGCACCAUUGUCAAAUAGUUUCUCCAGUAUGAAAUUAAAAAUCCUAAUGUCCCUUGUUUUGAAAGUGUCGACAAAAAUGUCCAAAUACUUGCACACUGAAUGUAAAACAGAAAAGGAAUUAGAUCUCAACAAGCUCUGUCAUAAAUUUACCGGUGAAAUAUCAUCGACUGGAAUGGGUAUCGAGGCUCAUAAUUUCCAAGAGGAAUUACAACCGAAAAAUGGUGAGAUGACGUACAAUCAGAUAUUAAACAAGAUUUUUGAAAAUCCAUCAUUGAGUACGGGAAUACAUCAGAUGAUAAUGUUUUUCAUCCCAUCAUUGGCGAAGAUUAUGAAUCUCGCAUUGACACCAAUUGAGGUUGAUCAGUACUUCAGAGAAAUUGCAAAGAACAUUAUUGCAAAUAGACAAAGGGAGAAAGGAACUUAUAACGAUUUUAUGCAAAUUGUGCUUGAUUAUCAAAAAUCUCAUGGUACAAAUAUGAAUCAAGAGACACUUGCUGCAGCGCACAUGUUGUCGUUUGCAGCCGAUGUUUACGAAACGUCAGCAAAAACAAUGAGUUUUCUAAUAACCGAAAUAGCCGCUCAUCCUGAAAUUCAACAGAAAGUUCGUCAGGAAAUUCAAGAAUUAGACACAAAAUACAAUGGGGAAAUUACUUACGAUUCCUUGAAAGAAAUGACAUACUUGGAGAAGGUCUUAUCCGAAUCGCAGAGGAUGCAUCAUAUUGUAGGAGCAUUCUUCAAAAUUUGUACAAAACGAACGAAACUUGAGGGUUCUGAUGGUUUAUCGUGUGUUGUUGAACCGGGACACACGAUUGCUGUUUCUUCCUUUGGUUUUCAAAUGGAUCCGAAAUAUUGGAACGAACCGGAAAAAUUUGAUCCUGAAAGAUUCGAUGAUAGUGAGAAAAGUAAGAGGAAUAAAUUUGUUUUUCUUCCAUUUGGCGAAGGACCGCGAGUGUGCGUUGGAAUGAGAUUGGCUCUAAUUAUGAUAAAAGUGGCAAUUUUCACGAUUUUCAAAGACUUUCAAGUGGACGUUUCGCCGAAAAUGAUUUAUCCAAUCAAGAGAGAUGAGACCAGUUUUCUGAAUACGGCAAAAGGUGGUUUUUGGGUGACCCUAACACCGUUAAAAUCUUAAAUUUAAGUUCUUAAAUUGUUACCCAGAUAGCAGGGAUAGUUGCAGUGAUUUUACGGAAAAACUUUCAAACUAAGAUUUCUUGUUCUGCUGUUCUUAAGUUGUUCAAAUUUUUUUUUAAAAAUGUGACCGGUGUAGAAGAGAUUUCAAUGAUUUUGAUUAUAAAAAUCAGUAAUUAAAGUACCUGAAGUUGGCGUUAAAGAAUAAUUUUUCCAGCAAAAAACUAUAAAAAUUAAAACCUUUUUUUAAAAACUAUUUAAGGUCUAAAAAGUGAAUUAAAAAUGUUUUUGUUUGUUUGGUGAAUGUGAAAGUGAUAUUUUCGGCUCCAGAAACCCUAAAUAAUUGUUUUCGACACUAAAGGUCGACGCUGACUUCUCAGAGACAUGUUUAGUACAAUUAUUUUUCUUUUGCUUAAAAUAAAAUAUAAUGUAAUUGUAUACUAAUAAUUAAAAACUGUAAAACAAUUAUUUAAAACAUUUCUUUUGCUUCAAAUAAAAUAUAUAAUAUAAUUGUUACUGUAAUAAUUGUAUAGUGAUAAAUAAUAAUUGUAUAUUUCUAAACAAUAAUUGUAUGCUUAUUAAUAAUUGGUGACAAGGACUGAAGAAAGAGACCGAGCAAAAAUUAUAGGUAAUAUUAUGCCAGCUUUACAUUGAUUGAAGAUGCAUUAUUUAAUUUAAAAAACAAUUUUUAAAUAAAGUAAAAGAAUAAUUUACUAAUAUUAAUAAAUAGCAUAAAAGAAAAGAAAAUUUUAGAAAAAGAUUUUUUUAAUCAAAAAUUAAUAAUGCACGCAAUUGUCUACGCACAUUGAGAAUU